Molecule: messenger RNA, 4517 nt
Organism: Condylura cristata (star-nosed mole)
Lineage: Eukaryota; Metazoa; Chordata; Mammalia; Eulipotyphla; Talpidae
Gene: STAT6
Product: signal transducer and activator of transcription 6, interleukin-4 induced
Exons: 22
Coding region: 622-3099 (825 amino acids)
Biological process (GO): regulation of cell population proliferation; cell surface receptor signaling pathway via JAK-STAT; growth hormone receptor signaling pathway via JAK-STAT
Molecular function (GO): DNA-binding transcription factor activity, RNA polymerase II-specific; RNA polymerase II cis-regulatory region sequence-specific DNA binding
Source: RefSeq, a predicted model, not a curated record
CCAGAGGACAAGGGCUGCCCGCUGCUCCUCAGGGUCCUCCCUGGACGGAGAGCAGAGCGCAGGGGCUGUGCGUGCCGAGGCCCAGGGUGGCCAGUUUCACCCAGCCCUCACCAGGGCCCGGCGGGAGUCUGAGGGCGGGAGGGCGCCGCGCGAGCCCCUGCGCGCCCCACUUGCCCGGGGUGACUUCCCGGAGAAAAGCUGGCUGCUGGGAGCGCGGCCGGCCGGCGGGCUCAGCCUCCCGUCCAGCCUGACCCCGGGCCACCCCCAGGCCUGGCUCCCUACCGUGCCCCCGCGCCCUGGAGGCCUGCACACUCACCCCGCUUUCUUCCUCUUCCUCCUCCAGCCCACUUUCUCUCUCUGUGUCGUCAGAGGCCAGGGAGGGACCUGCGGAGAGGAGAAGCCGGAAACAGCGGGCCGGGCGGCCAAGCCUCUGCGAAGAGGAAGGGCGGGAGAGGCUGUGUGGUGUACGGCUUUCUCUCCUGGUGCUGUAGGAAGUGGGGUGCUAGCAGGGCUACCCAGAAGUCGUGGACAGAAGUACAGACCCAUGGGGGCUGGCAGUGACCGCUGAGAGAGGGAGAAGACAGCAGAGGGGUUGCCAAGGCGCCCUGCAAACCCCAGAUCAUGUCUCUGUGGGGUCUGGUUUCCAAGCUGCCUCCAGAAAAGCUGCAGCGGCUGUACGUGGACUUCCCUCAGCACCUGCGGCACCUCCUGGGCGACUGGCUGGAAAACCAGCCCUGGGAGUUCCUGGUCUGCUCAGAUGCCUUCUGCUGCGACAUGGCCAGUGCCCUGCUCUCCGCCACUGUCCAGCGCCUCCAGGCCUUGACCGGAGAGCAGGGGGAAGGAAGUGCCAUCUUGCAACACAUCAGCACCCUGGAGAGCAUAUAUCAGAGGGACCCCCUGAAACUGGUGACCACGUUCAGACAGAUACUCCAAGGGGAGAAAAAGGCCGUCAUGGAACAGUUCCGCCACCUGCCGAUGCCCUUCCACUGGAAGCAGGAAGAACUCAAGUUCAGCACAGCCCUGCAGAAGCUGCAGCACCGGGUGCGGGAAGCCCGGCUGCUCCGAGAGGCCCUGCAGCGGGGGGCUGAGGCUGGCCAAGUGUCUCUGCACAACUUGAUGGAAACUCCGGCCAGCAGGACUGGGCCAAGUGAGAACCUGACCACGUUGCUGCAGGAGACUGUUGGGGAACUGGAGGCCGCCCAGGCCUUGGUGCUAAAGAGGAUCCAGAUUUGGAAGAGGCAGCAGCAGCUGGCAGGGAAUGGCGCGCCCUUUGAGGAGAGCCUGGCCCCGCUUCAGGAGAGGUGUGAGAGCCUGGUGGACAUUUAUUCCCAGCUGCAGCAGGAGGUAGGGGCGACUGGCGGGGAGCUUGAGCCCAAGAUCCGGGCGUCGCUGGUCAGCCGGCUGGAUGAAGUCCUGCAGGGCCUCGUCACCAGCUCUUUCCUGGUAGAGAAGCAGCCCCCCCAGGUUCUGAAAACUCAGACCAAGUUCCAGGCCGGGGUUCGAUUUCUGCUGGGGCUGCGCUUCCUGGGGACCUCAGCCAAGCCACCGCUGGUCAGGGCCGACAUGGUGACCGAGAAGCAGGCGCGGGAGCUGAGUGUGCCACAGGGGCCGGGGCCUGGAGCGGAAAGCACUGGGGAGAUCGUCAACAACUCGGUGCCUCUGGAGAACAGCAUCCCCGGGAACUGCUGCUCCGCCCUGUUCAAGAACCUGCUUCUGAAGAAGAUCAAGCGGUGUGAGCGGAAGGGCACUGAGUCCGUUACGGAGGAGAAGUGCGCCGUGCUCUUCUCCACCAGCUUCACGCUUGGCCCCAGCAAGCUCCCCAUCCAGCUCCAGGCCCUGUCACUGCCCCUGGUGGUCAUCGUCCAUGGCAACCAAGACAACAACGCCAAAGCCACCAUCCUGUGGGACAACGCCUUCUCUGAGAUGGACCGGGUGCCCUUUGUGGUGGCCGAGCGGGUGCCCUGGGAGAAGAUGUGCGAGACUCUGAACCUCAAGUUCAUGGCCGAGGUGGGGACCAACCGGGGGCUGCUCCCGGAGCACUUCCUGUUCCUGGCCCAGAAGAUCUUCAACGACAGCAGCCUCAGCACCGAGGCCUUCCAGCACCGCUCUGUGUCCUGGUCACAGUUCAACAAGGAGAUCCUGCUGGGCCGCGGCUUCACCUUUUGGCAAUGGUUUGAUGGUGUCCUGGACCUCACCAAACGCUGUCUCAGGAGCUACUGGUCAGAUCGGCUGAUCAUCGGCUUCAUCAGCAAACAGUAUGUCACUAACCUUCUUCUCAAUGAACCCGAUGGAACCUUCCUCCUUCGCUUCAGCGACUCAGAGAUUGGCGGCAUCACCAUUGCCCAUGUCAUCCGGGGCCAGGAUGGCACCCCACAGAUAGAGAACAUCCAGCCUUUUUCCGCCAAAGACUUGUCCAUUCGCUCACUGGGGGACCGAAUCCGGGACCUUGCUCAGCUCAAAAACCUCUACCCCAAGAAGCCCAAGGACGAAGCUUUCCGGACCCACUACAAGCCUGAACAGAUGGGUAAGGACGGCAGGGGUUACGUCCCAGCCACCAUCAAGAUGACUGUGGAAAGGGACCAACCACUUCCUACCCCAGAGCCCCCGGUGCCUACCAUGGUGUCCACUUACGAUCUUGGAAUGGCCCCCGAUUCCUUGACCAUGCAGCUCAGCCCCGAGAUGACGCCCCAGGUGUACCCAGCACACUCUCACUCCAUGCCCUCGUAUCCAGCCCUCCCCCGACCUCACCCGUCGCUGGCCCCAGGCAUUAACCACAUAAGCCUGCCCUUUGACCAGUCUCACGCGCCGGGUCUGCUGUGCCAGCCUCAGGAACAUGCCAUGCCCAGCCCCGAACCCCUGCUCUGCCCGGACGUGACCAUGGCAGAAGAUAGCUGCCUGAGCCAGCCGGUGGGCGCCUUCCCUUCCUCCUGCAGGGUCGGUGAAGACAUGUUUCCGCCCUUGCUCCCUCCCACUGAGCAAGACCUCACCAAGCUUCUCCUGGAGGGGCAGGGGGAGCCAGGGGGCGGGGCCUUGGGCGCCCAGCCGCUCCUGCCGCCCUCGCCCUAUGGGCAGUCUGGGAUCUCGAUGUCCUGGACCUAGGGCCAGCCCCAGAGGGUGACUGGGCUUGGCGAAGCAGCCCAGAGACAGCUCUGCCAGCCCCUGGACCUGCUCUGGACUCCCGCCAUGCUCCUGCCAAGCAGCACUCGGAGAGGGGAGGGCGCCCCCAUCCCCAUCCCCUCCCUGGUCAGGAGAGACUUCGCUGGGAGUGUGCAGAAGGUGCAGCCUGCCCUCCCUUCCCCCUCCUGCACACCCCUGCCCUUCCCCUUCCGGUAUUGGAAGGGAAAUUCAGGCUCCCCAGUGAGACACACCCCAACACACCUGCGCACAAGAAGCGCCCCUGAAGAUGGGCCGCCCGGGAAUGGGCGAGGCGAGCGCGGGCUGGGCCUGGAGGGUAUCCUGCCCACCGCAGCCGCCCCCACGCGCUGUGUGGCGGGGAGUGUGGCCGAGAGUGGCCCUGGAGAGCCCUGGUGCGUGUGGCGGGCCUCCACCUUUGGCUACUGGAGUGGCUCCGUCCCUACCAUAAUACGAGUCCCAAACAGCCCACGUCCCUGGCAGACAGGUGCUGGGUCGCGACCACGCAGACGGCAGCGUUGAGGUCUUUAUACCCACUGUGCCACGCGGUUGGUCCCGGCCCGGCCCUGCUGGGACAAGCUUCCGGGCUGAGCUCAGGCGGGGACAGGCCCACGCCGGCGCCCGGGGCGCUGCCCACCCUGCGGGCGGCUUUGAGUAGAGCUGCCCGGCUGGGCCCGGGGGUGCCCCGAGCGCAUGUGGCUGCAGCUUCGGUGGUGCCACACACCAGCUUGCCCUGGGGCAGGGGCGAGGCUGGGGCACAGGCCAGGGUGUGGCCCCUCGGGGUGCCAGGUGCCCUGCCACUGACCCUUUCCCGUCCACUGCCAGCUUCCCUCCACGCCCCACCGCCACCGCACUCCCUCCUUGGGGGAGGGGGGUCAUAGAUCCUAAGCCAUAAAAUAAACUUUAUUCCAAAAUAACAAAAUAAAUAAUCUACUGUACACGAUCUGAAAAGAAAGACGCUCUAACUGCCCAGACAGGUGCUGCUGUCCAGCCCCGGCUGAGGGAGACCCUGAGUCCAACCCAGGCCUCCUGAGGGGGCCGGUGAGAGAGACCCCACGCCCAGCCCCUCCCCAGAGAGGGCAGGAGGGAAAGAACUGCUGAGGACUUGGGGGAGAGACGGACGGGGUGGGCAGACUGCAGCACUUGUUAAAUUAAAGAACAAACUAGAAGCACAAAAAUGGGGGGGCAGAGGGGAGGAGGACAGGUCCAGUGUCCUCAGGCCCGCGCUUCGCGGGGGAGCGUUUCCACUUCCAGCUGCUGGACCUUCUCAAGGAAGUCCCCUUUCCCCCAUGUCCAAACUGGCCCCACCGUCCACACCACGGGUUCAAACUGGAGGCGAGAGGAGUGUCCCGAGGGGAGGCAGAGCCCCGACGCAAGGGGCAAAA